AUGUCCAACCUAAACUUUAUUUGGGGCAGCUUUCGACUGUUGUCCUCAUGUCCUAUUGCUGGUUACGCGAGAGAAGAGACCAACCUCCAUCUGGGCGGGCCCCAAGGGCAGGAGGUCCCGCCCUCCCCUCCUCGGGGGCGGCAGCUCUGCCCGCCGGGCUGCGCGGCUGCCGAGGGGGAGAAGGAGGAAAGGCGGCUGCGUGUGCCAGCCCAGCUCCCUUUCCUUCCGGGUUGCUCCUGCAGCUGCUUCCUCCUCUUCCUCCUCCUCGUGCCCUGGGCCAUGGGGGCGGCUGCCGGCGGGGCCGCCCAUGACGGGGCUGUGGCGGCAGCGCCGCUGGACCCCAGGCUCGGGCUGUCCCUGCCGCGGGGGGCUGGGAGCUCUGCGGCAUCCCAGGACAAGCUCUUCUUAAUCAAAGGUGGAAUUUUUCUAGGUACUGUUGCUACAGCCGGAAUGAUAGCAGGUUUUGGCACUACACUUGCAAUGACAAAGAAGAAGAACCCAGACUGGUUCAGUAAGGGGAUUACGGCCACAGCUGCACUACCAGAGAGUGGUUCAUCCCUGGCCUUACGAGCCCUAGGGUGGGGCUCACUCUAUGCAUGGUGUGGAGUUGGAUUGCUGAGUUUUGCCAUCUGGAAGGCUCUGGGUGUGCACAGUAUGAAAGAAUUCCGAAGUAAGAUGCAGUCAAUCUUUCCAGCAAUUCCUAAAAACAGUGAGUCCAGUGUUGAAUGGGAAAACUUACUAAAAUCCAAGUGAAAGACUCAGGGCUAUUUGGAGAUGUCUCUUCCAGCAAGAACAGGAGUGGAAGUAGCAGAGGUGUCCCCUCAGGAAAACAAAGAAGAUUCAGACUGAGCAAGCUACUGACUGAGUGCACUGAACCCAGGAAUGCCAGUUAACAUCCAGGAGCAAGAGAAUUCAAACCAAUUUAUACUGAACUUUUCAGCAUGUUUGGUAUAGUUGAUUAAUGAGAAAAUGAACCCUCCAAAAUAAGUUGGAUUCAACUGAAAAAAAAUAACUUUUUCAAAAACUUAGAGAAGGAACUAAUCUUGACUAGUAAAUACAUGAAUGUAAUCCCAGUAAACUCCUGUCCCAUCCUGCAUUUCAAUAAUUCUAUGAAAUUUCUCUAGGAAAUAAGAGCAGUACUUUCAGUGACUUUACCUGUUAGGCAUACAACCAUCAAGUCAAUCAUAACAGAUCUCUUGCUCAGCCCGAGGGUAAAGCAUAUACUGCACUCUUCAAAAAUAAAGGACAUAUUUGAAUUUGCAACAGAGAAAGUAUCUAAAUCAUUUUUAUAUGUCUGAAGGGUAAGUUUAAAACCCAAUAUGCAAGUAGUAAACUAUGAGCUCCUCUGUAAAGCAUCAGAAGAGAUCUCUUCAAAAUUCACUGUUUUCUCAAUAUUAACUUUUAAAAAAUUGAUCCCACAAUAAUGAAUCUGAUUGUGUAUGUAAAAGCAUCUACUAUAUUUGUAUAUCAAUUGAAAUAGUAAGUGGAAAAGGUAUAAAAUAGUGAGACACCCAGUCAGUCCUACGCAAAUGUUUUCAGCUAAGAAAGUGUAUGGGCAGGACUAAUUUUGUGUUCCAGUCAUUUCUGUGGCUCUUCUACCAGGAGAAGCAAUGUGACAUUUUCCACACUGCAGUAGUCUCAUGAAGUG
Molecule: messenger RNA, 1648 nt
Organism: Cinclus cinclus
Lineage: Eukaryota; Metazoa; Chordata; Aves; Passeriformes; Cinclidae
Gene: TMEM242
Product: transmembrane protein 242
Source: RefSeq, a predicted model, not a curated record